This is a messenger RNA of Paraphaeosphaeria sporulosa, 4466 nucleotides long. RefSeq names its product P-loop containing nucleoside triphosphate hydrolase protein. The transcript has 3 exons. Gene Ontology annotation, cellular component: membrane. The record is from RefSeq and is a predicted model, not a curated record. Gene Ontology annotation, molecular function: ABC-type oligopeptide transporter activity; ATP hydrolysis activity; ATP binding. The coding region runs from base 350 to 4303 and encodes 1317 amino acids. Lineage: Eukaryota; Fungi; Ascomycota; Dothideomycetes; Pleosporales; Didymosphaeriaceae. Gene Ontology annotation, biological process: transmembrane transport.
CUGCAGGCUACCAUCAAACUGAUCAUCAAUGUUCUGCUUUCAACAAUAUCAGUCUUGAUGUGUUCUAUCAUUCUCGCGAUCGCAGUUGACGCGAUCGGGGUGCUGCUUUCAAUAAACUAGUCACCCUGGUUCCCUGCCAAGUUUUAGCGAACAGCGUGCUUCGCAUCACCAGAGCCGAUUCCAUCACAUUUGCUCCUUCUCUGAGUCAGGUACGGGUUUCGCGUGAUUUGCGUGUCGAAUAAUACUAACCCCGGCCACGGAACACAUCGACAUCGACAUGGAUUACAGGAGCUGACAUACGCUCUUCUGUGCCUGCGCCAUCUCCAUCUUCGUUUAUUGAUAGGACGUCAUGGAACCCAUCCAGGCGCUCCCUGGCAACCCUCAGGCAACACCACUCCUUGGGGACACACUCGCCGACACUGAAUCUGAAAGCCAACUAUUAAUCGCUUCUGAAAACGAUGACAGCAGCUCUUCGUCGCGCAGUUCGCAAUGGGAAGGGCACGUCGACAUCGCAUCUCUCCACACGGUUCAGGGUCAUCCUGAGCCACGCGGCAUUGGUCUAAUCCGACAAAAGUUCAUCAAGCAAAUUCUUGGAUUGAAUCCAUUCAGGACCUCGUAUUUCUCUCUUUAUAAGCCAUUGACGGACUUCCAGUCCAGAACAAUCCUAAGUUUUGGAUGUUUCUUCUCCAUUGCAUGUGGCGUACCUAUACCUUUGAUUGGAGUCAUCUUAGGGAAGAUCAUCAACAAUUUCCCGCCACGCGAAGAUGAACUUAAGCUGCGCCUGGUGCAGCUUAUGUCCAUGGCUGUGAUUUACUUCGUGGUGGCAUGGGGAUCAACGGUCUGCUGGGCGCUGGUAGGCGAAAGAGUAUCGAGAAAGACACGCGAGCAGCUCGUCGAAAGGAGUCUGGGAAUGGACCUCACCUAUUACGAUACAGUUUCACCCGACAUUACGAAUAUUCUCACCGAAAAGACGCAGACGAUCCAGCUAGGAACUUCCGAAAAAGUCGGCGUGUUCCUGACAUCCAUCAGCUACUUCAUUGCUGCGUUCACUGUGGGAUUCACACUCAAUGCUAGGCUCACAGCUGUUAUGUUCGUUACUGUCAUACCAGCCAUGACCAUCGUCGUUGUUUGCGGGACUCACUUCGUAUCAAAAUUCUCGAGGCAAGCCAGCUCUUUCACCGAGAAAGCUACUUCCGUUGCCGAGAGCGCAUUCAAAGGCGUCCAAAUUGUGCAAGCAUUUGGAGUAACGGAACGACUGGCAGAGGAUCAUGUUAAUUUUCUCUGCAAAGCUCUCCGAGCCGGCCUUCGCAAAAGCAUCGUCGGUGCCGGCAUGCUAGGAAGCGUGUACUUCAUUGCGUAUGCCGCAAAUGCACUAGCUUUCUGGUACGGCGACAAGCUCCGCAAUGGGAGUGCUGAGGCGGGUACUAUCUACGCCGUUGUCUUUCUGAUAUUGGAUGCGUCUUUUGUUGUUGGGGCAGUCGGUCCCUUCAUCCAGACAUUCGCUCUAGCUGCAGCGGCAGGACAAGCCGUGUUUGAUAUUCUCGACUACCCGGUCGCCGAUAUCGAUGUAUACUCUACCAAUGGCAAGAUCGUUGGAAAAGAAAGUUUCAAAAAGACCAUCACUUUUCGAGAUGUUUCAUUCGUUUAUCCUGCACGCCCUACCGAGCGCGUCCUUCAAAACGUCAACCUUCAGAUUGCCCCCGGAAAAGUUACGGGCCUGGUCGGUCCGUCAGGCUCCGGGAAGUCGACCGUUGCUACUCUCCUCCUCCGCCUAUACGAUCCGUCUGCGGGCUCUGUGUUAUUAGGUGACGAUGAGUUGAAAGACCUAAACGUCAAGAGCCUUCGUUCCCAGAUUGCUCUGGUGACUCAAAAUCCCACGUUAUUUACCGGGACAAUACUGGAUAACAUCAGGCUUGGUUUGCCUUCAAAUGAAGAGAUCCCGGAAGAGGAAGUAGUUGCAAGAUGCAAGGCCGCUGCCGAAGAAGCUUACUGUGACUUCCUUGAACACCUACCGGACGGCCUGGAUACGCAGAUUGGGUCAGGUCACCAUUCUCAACUCUCGGGAGGGCAAAAGCAACGCAUCGCACUUGCACGUGCGCUAGUCGGAAACCCGGCACUGCUCCUUUUGGAUGAGUACACCAGCGCUAUGGAUGCUACGAGUGAAGCCGUGGUUCUAGAAAACCUUCGUCGGAGUUCUGCUACUUCUGGAAGAACUACUAUCAUCAUUGCCCACCGACUUGCCACUAUCAAAGAUGCCGAUCGUAUCGUUGUUAUGAAGGAUGGUGGGGUUGUGGAAGAAGGACGGCACGAUAUUCUCACCAUUGGGAAUGGUCUUUACGCUGAGCUCAUACGCGCCCAGAAAUUUGACAAGAAACCUACAAUGUCUUCCGCAUCCUCAUUUGUCUCUGGCUCUGGCCGCAGAAAGGAGACUGCACCACCUCCGAAGGCCUCGCGGGACAAUAGUACCACUCGGAAUCCCUCAGCACCCGAUACAACGCAAGAUAAAUCCGCGUUACAACUAAUCGGGAGGUGUUUCGCUUUGAGUCGCAAUGAGAGCCCGGCGAUAGCUAUUGGGCUCAGCGCGUCUGUUCUGAGCGGCGCUAUAUCUAUUGGUGAGGCUUACAUCUUUGGUAACCUCGUAGAGCUACUCAACAGCACGUCAGACGUUUCAGGCCUGAUCGCACAAUUUUGUCUUCUGUUUUUCGGCCUGGCUAUCAUUGCUCUACUCUCCCGCGUAAUUGGUGGCAGCGCCUUCGGGUUCGUGUCAGAGAAUCUGGUACUUCGUACACGCGAUGUAUCUUUUCGCACGGUGCUGAUGCAAGACAUCGCAUGGUUUUCUAAACCCGGUCACUCUCACCACGCGUUGAUGGCAAAGCUCAACAUGGACAGUGGGCACAUCAGCGGGCUAUCGGGAGUCAUCCUGGGGACCUUCUUCUCCAUCGCUACGUCUGUCGUGGGUGGUAUGAUUUUGGCACAUAUUGUCGCAUGGAAAAUCGCUAUCGUCCUGCUAGCUGCAGUGCCAAUCAUGCUACUUGCCGGAUUUUUCCGCUUGCGUAUACUUGCUAAAGCCCAGGAAAGACACGAAACCGCGUACAAUUCAGCUGCUGCUCUGGCAUCCGAGGCCUGUUCUGCCAUACAUACAGUUGCCGCGUUGGGACGAGAACGUGAUUUCCUCGACAGAUAUAGAGCCGCCAUCCAAAAACCAUACGACGAGAGCCUUCGUUUUAACGUGCUUGGCAGCAUGAUCCUAGCAUUCUCAUUGUCUGUCACUUACUUUGUGUAUGCUCUAGCAUACUGGUGGGGUUCAAAACAAGUGCGCGCGGGCAAUUACGGUCAGAAAGACUUCUUCAUUGUUCUUCCCGCACUGCUAUUUUCAGCACAAGCUGCCGGACAGCUGUUCAGUCUCGCCCCCGAAAUCACCAGGGCCAAAACUGCGGCGCAAAGUGUCUUCGCACUACAUGAUGAGAAAUCCACCAUCAUUAAAACGGUAUCAGCUACUAAGCCCUACCAAAACGGAGUCUGUCCCACUUAUGGAAGCGCGAACGGAUCAAGUUCCAACGUUUUGGGCGAAGUCGAGUUUCGUAGAGUGAGCCUGCACUAUGCCACACGGCCCGACGUGGCUGCUCUAAACAACGUGUCAUUCACAAUCCGCCCAGGAGAAUAUGUCGCAUUCGUGGGACGGUCUGGCGCGGGUAAAUCCAGUACAGUACAUUUGAUUGAGAGGUUCUUUGACCCUACAGCUGGCAGCGUCUUCGUCGACGGCGAGGAUAUCCGCAGUGGCGACGUGAAGCUCCAUAGAGCACGACUAGGAUUAGUCGAACAGGAACCUGACCUGUUUCCUGGGUCUGUCAAGUUCAAUAUUGGGUUGGGCAAGGUCGGAUCCGAACCCACGGAAGAAGCCAUCAUCGAGGUGGCAAAGAAGUGCGAACUCCAUGACUUUAUCAUGAGUCUCCCGGAAGGUUACAACACUGAAGUUGGGGCCCAUGGAUCAAAGCUGUCAGGUGGCCAAAGACAGCGACUGGCCAUUGCUCGAGCCUUGAUCAGGAACCCCGAAAUUCUGCUCUUGGACGAAGCGACAUCGCAACUUGACGCCCACACGGAGCGCGAUAUUCGUAAAGCUAUCGCAGCUGCCUCGAGGGGGCGGACCACCAUCAUGAUAGCCCAUCGAUUAGCAAGUGUACAACACGCAGACUGCAUCUUUGUCUUCGAAGCUGGCAAGAUCGUUGAGCAGGGACGACACGAUGAGCUCGUGUCGAUGGGCGGCAUCUAUGCGGGUAUGGUUGCUGCGCAAGAGUUGGACUGAGCUCCUUGUAUACAAUACGUUUUCUUCACGUCAAAAUUGCUUUCUAUUCAGGCUCAAGUACUUAGGAUACCACGAAGACUCUCGCGACCUGUUUUCUUAUUGUUCAUCAAGCAAUGUACAACAGUUGUACAUACAAUCCAAAUGUGCAUACACCUUUGUGUCU